GGGCUAGUGGCUGUGCCUCUUCACCCCUAGCCUGCGGAGAUGGCACUUGUGUGCUCACCCCAGAGGGAUACAGCUGCUUGUGCCACCCUGGCUACACAUUGGACCCCAGCCGCCUCCGCUGCAUCGAUGAAGAUGAGUGCCUGAAAGAGCCUUGUGGAGGAAAAGGUCGCUGCAUCAACAGUGUGGGCUCCUAUUUGUGCCUCUGCUACUCUGGGUACAGCCUGGCUGUCUCGGAGGGCAAGCAGAGCUGCGAGGAUCGAGACGAAUGCAAGCAGCCGUCUACCUGCCGAGGACAGCGGUGCAUCAACAGCCCCGGCUCCUACCGCUGCGAGUGCAAGGAGGGCUUUGCCAUGGGCCCCAGAGGACAGUGUGAAGAUGUCAAUGAGUGCAUGGAUCCCAGCCCUUGCCACAGUGGGAAGUGUGUCAAUACCCUGGGAUCCUACAAGUGUGUCAGCUGUGGGGAUGGCUACCGACCCAGGAACGGGAGAUGUAUUGAUGUGGACGAGUGCCUUGUCGAGGGGACUUGUGCUCACGGACGGUGUAUCAACCUGGAUGGCUCCUUCCGCUGCUCCUGCUACCGGGGCUACGAGCUGGCACCUGAUGGGAAGAGCUGCCAAGACAUCAACGAGUGUACGGCCCAGGCUGCCUGUCCUUCCGGACUCUGCCUCAACACUGAGGGCUCCUACUCCUGUAUGGCUUGUGACACCGGCUACGCCGUCUCCAGGGAUGGCAACGUGUGUGAAGAUGUAGACGAGUGUGAUGACCCGGCUGUUCAGUGCCUGAGGGGAGAGUGCAGGAACACCCCGGGCUCCUUUGAGUGCCACUGCCAGGCUGGCUUCCAGCUCAUCAACGGCACCGUGUGUGAAGAUGUGAACGAGUGCCUGAACAGCGAGAUCUGCAGCCCCAAUGGGGAGUGUCUAAACAGUCACGGAUCCUACUUCUGCAUUUGUGCUCCUGGCUUCUCAAAUACAGCUGGCGGAGUCAGCUGCCAAGAUGUGGAUGAAUGCGCAGACAAGUCCCGGUGCUCGCAAGGCCAGUGCCUGAACACAGAAGGCUCCUACAGGUGUCUGUGUGAAAAUGGAUUCAAACACUCCCAGGAGACUGAUGACUGCAUGGACGUGGAUGAGUGUAAAGAUUACGGGGAUGCCAUCUGCGGCACGUGGCGGUGCCAGAACAGCCUGGGCUCCUACCGGUGUAUCAUGGGUUGCCAGCCUGGCUUCCACUGGACCCCCUUGGGUGACUGCAUCGACAUAGAUGAGUGCGCCAAUGAGACGCUGUGCGGGAGCCACGGCUUCUGCGAGAACCUGGACGGCUCCUUCCGCUGCCUCUGCGACCGCGGCUACGAGAGCUUGCCCUCCGGCCACUACUGCGUCGAUGUCAAUGAGUGCGAGCUGAUGGUUGCCGUGUGCGGGACCGCGCUUUGUGAGAACGUGGAGGGAUCCUUCCUGUGCCUCUGCCCCAGCGACCACGAGGAGUAUGACACAGUGGCAGGGCGCUGCAAGCCCCGGGCAGCCAUGGAGGGCCCCGAGACACACGCAGCCCGCCUCUCUGACAGCGCGGAGCGCAAGCAGUGCUACUACCACAUCAGCGACGUUCGCCUCUGUGACAGCGUCCUGGCCAAGAACGUCACCAAGGAGGAGUGCUGCUGUACUGUGGGGGCAGCCUGGGGUGACAACUGUGAGACUUACCCCUGCCCCAUGCCAGGAACAGUGGAGUAUCAAGAGAUCUGCCCUCUUGGGAAGGGCUACAUACCCCAGGAAGAUCUGCUCUCAGGCAAAGUCUCUUUCACAGACAUAGACGAAUGUGAGAUAUUUGGCUCCGAGUUUUGCCGCAACGGACAGUGUUUGAACACAGUGCCAGGCUACAAGUGCUUCUGCCGUACAGGCUACUACUAUGACUCCAGCAGGCUUGAGUGUGUUGACCAGGACGAGUGUCAGAACGAAGUGUACUGCGUCAACGGCGAGUGUCUGAACACAGACGGCUCCUACCACUGCUUCUGCANNNAUCCUUUGCUUGUAUCACUCACAGAUGCCUUGGAGGAGUACGAAAUCCACCUGGAUGUCUGCUGGCAGACUGUCGCCAGCUACAUCUGCCAAGACCUGCUGCACGGCGAGCAGACCACGUACACGGAGUGCUGCUGCCGGCUCGGGGAAGCCUGGGGCCAGAACUGCGCGCUCUGCCCACACAGGUCCUCAGCCGAUUUUGCUUUCCUGUGUAAUGGGGCUGGUGAAGACAGUGAGAGAGGGUCUGAGCUCCAAGAAAGACCUAGGUAUGAGUACGCACCAGGCUUGGAAGACCCCCAUUAUAGCCUUCCGAGCCCAGAUAUGGGCCCCUUCUACAACUACCUGGAGUCUGAGUACAGAAACCCUGAUGCUGGUUUGCCUCGGAGGGAGCCCAACAGCGAGUUUCGUGGCAGCCCUCUCCACCACCACAACCCAGGGCGGUUCAUGCCCCACUACCUACCCAGCCAAACUGGCCUCUACGAGGGCUUUGAGGGGCUGCAGGCUGAGGAGUGCGGGAUCCUCAACGGCUGCGAGAACGGGCGCUGCGUGCGCGUCCGGGAGGGCUACACCUGCGACUGCUUUGACGGCUUCCAGCUGGACAUGACCCGCAUGGCCUGCGUGGACAUCAACGAGUGCGAGGAGGUGGGCAGCCCUGAGCCGCUGUGCCGGGGCGGCACCUGCGAGAACACA
This is a messenger RNA of Merops nubicus (carmine bee-eater), 2693 nucleotides long. Its product is annotated as latent-transforming growth factor beta-binding protein 2-like. Lineage: Eukaryota; Metazoa; Chordata; Aves; Coraciiformes; Meropidae. Gene Ontology annotation, molecular function: calcium ion binding. The record is from RefSeq and is a predicted model, not a curated record. The annotation marks the transcript as partial. The transcript has 20 exons.